GCAAGAGCAGGAGCAGGAGCAAAGAGCAAGAACCCUGGGCAGGAAAGACCCCAGAGCAAGAACCAACCCAGUUAGCUGCCCUGCAGAAGUCGAGAGGGGCAACAAGUGUGACCGACCGAGUGACAACCAGCCAGCCUGCCAGCCAGGUCAAGGUUGAAAGUGAAAGUGGGCUUGUCCACUCAUCUCCGUCUGGUGCCUGUCUGUGCCUGUGCCUGGCUCCUCCCAAGUCCCAAGUCACCAAGUCCCCAAGUCCCCAAGUCACCAAUCCAAGGGCCCAAAGCCUCCCUCCCUCCGUCAAUAACCCUCUCCGUCGCCACCAUCAACGAGCCCCCCUCCCUAUCUACUGCCGCCUGCCCGCCCGCCCUUGCACACACGCACAUUCACACUCACACUCCCAUCCAUCUAUCGCAUCGUCCUCUGGCCGUCUCGUCGCCCACCUUUCCUCGGCACUCCUCUUAGACUUCAUCCACAUGCUGCACCUACAUACGCAUCCAUCGCGCAAGCAAUUGACUCUUCCCUCCCGCCUUUAUCGUCCCCUCCUCGCCGCUCGAUGCGAAUCGCGGCAGACCAGACCUGAGUAGCAGCAGCUGCAGACGACCGACCAGAGGCGAUCCGACGCCGCAUACCCACGCCCACGCCCACCCACUACCACCACUCUUAAUCAAUCGCCAGCUACAGCCCGCCCAAAUCCUGUCUGUUCGUUCCCCACUGCGCCGCUGAAUCGAGCAACCAUACGCCGACAGACGACAUUUCGUCCACCCUGCUUGCUACCGUAUCCAGAUCGGCAAGGCCCUGUUCCUGUUCUGAUAACGUCCCGCUUUUCCUCUUUGUUAGGGCGCUCGCUGGUCGACAAUCAAUCGCGCUGAUCACUGAACGCAUGCGCCUUUGAGGGUCCCCCCCCAAGGAGCCACCACCCAAACUACGCAUCUCGUUCCGCUUUCACUGCCUUUGCCCUUUCUCGUCCCGACCGCCCGCCCACCAAGGUCCCGUCCUAACAUCCUCGAGCCGACUUCUUUUUUUGGAGAGUCAGUCCGGCGACUCGCCCAACCACCCGAUCAAGACGCCGUCACACAUUUGCGAUCGGUCCCCCAUCCCGUCCUCGACUCCCUGUCUACCUCCCGCCGUUCCAAUUGUCGGCGCGCGCCCCCAAAGCCUGAACGACCAGCGGUGGAGGCACGCGCACGCACGCACGCACGUACACACACAGGCAGCCGACACACUACCACCGCCACCACCUCCCCCCCUCCGCCCAGCCGCCGAAUCCUCGACGACACACUCGACCCUAUUGUCUUGCGAGACAUUGUCCAAUCUCCGCCGCGAUCCGAGUGAAGACGCCUUCACAGUGCCUUGUAGCAUCCUGCUACACACAUUCCAGAGGCUUCGGGUGCUCUCGCGCCCGCCCCCCCUGAGAUUGACCUGUGUACACGGCGUCCAAACUCCAUCGUGAGCAUGUCUGUAAUGCUGCAAACUCCUUCCCGGGCGUCGACCGCAUCCUCAUCCUCCUACCAGGCCCUCUCCCGCCAGAACACCAUGUCUUCGUACGAUGGCUCGCGUUCAGCCCGCCAGUCGAAACGGUACUCCAUGUCGGCACUGUACAUGUCAAUGUCCGCACAGGAGACCGACUUGGAGAUAGAAGAUGAUCUCGCCAAAGCCCAAAAGAUCCUCCGCGACCUCAAGUCCAAGAUUUCCUCCCAGUCCAAGAAGAACUUCGUGCUCGAGAAGGAUGUCCGGUACCUCGACUCUCGCAUUGCCUUGCUGAUUCAGAAUCGCAUGGCCCUGGAGGAGCAGAACGAAGUCGCCAGCCACCUAGAAGACGCGACAGACAUCCAGGAGGGUGUCUUUCCAAAUGACGACAAGACGCAGAGAUAUGGCAACCUCAUGUUCCUGCUGCAAUCGGAGCCCAGGCACAUUGCGCACCUCUGCCGCCUUGUGUCCAUGUCAGAGAUUGACUCGCUGCUGCAGACAGUCAUGUUCACCAUCUAUGGAAACCAGUACGAGAGUCGAGAAGAGCAUCUGCUCCUCACUAUGUUUCAGUCCGUAUUGACAUACCAGUUCGAUAACACCCCUGAAUACUCGUCCCUACUCCGCGCCAACACACCAGUCUCCCGGAUGAUGACGACGUAUACGAGGAGAGGCCCGGGUCAGAGCUUCCUGAGAUCGGUGCUUGCGCACAGGAUUAAUGGCCUCAUCGAGCUGCACGACUUGGAUCUCGAGAUCAACCCCCUCAAGGUUUACGAGCGCAUGUGUGAACAAAUCGAGCAGGACACCGGCACCCUCCCGCCGUCCCUGCCAAAGGGCAUAACUGCUGAACAGGCCGCGGAGAAUGCGCAGGUCCAGGCCAUUAUCGAACCCAGACUCACCAUGCUCACCGAAAUUGCGAAUGGUUUCCUGUCGACCAUCAUCGACGGCCUCGACGAAGCGCCAUACGGAAUUAGGUGGAUCUGCAAGCAGAUUCGCAGCUUGACGAAGCGGAAGUACCCCGAUGCCAACGACCAGGUCAUUUGCACACUAAUCGGAGGUUUCUUCUUCCUGCGCUUCAUCAACCCCGCAAUCGUCACGCCAAAGUCGUACAUGCUCAUAGAUGGAACACCGGCGGACAAGCCAAGAAGGACCUUGACGUUGAUCGCGAAAAUGUUGCAAAACCUUGCAAACAAGCCUUCCUAUGCGAAGGAGCCCUACAUGGCCAAGCUGCAGCCAUUCAUCCAGUCGAACAAGGAGCGGAUCAACAAGUUCAUGCUUGAUCUCUGCGAUGUGCAAGACUUCUACGAAAGCCUGGAGAUGGACAACUACGUGGCCCUCUCCAAGAAGGACCUGGAGCUGUCUAUCACGCUGAACGAGAUCUACGCCAUGCAUGGCCUUAUUGACAAGCACCGGAACGAACUGUGCAAGGACGAGAACUCGCACCUGCACAUCAUCAUGUCCGAGCUUGGCCCCUCUCCCCCACAGGUCCCCAGGAAGGAGAACCGGGUGAUCAACUUACCACUAUUCAGUAGGUGGGAGUCGGCCAUGGAUGACUUGACCGCCGCGCUGGAUAUCACUCAGGAGGAGAUCUACUUCAUGGAGGCCAAGAACGUCUUCGUACAGAUCAUGCGUUCAAUCCCGUCGAACAACGCCGUCCAGCGGAGGCCUCUCCGUCUCGAGCGCAUCGCCGAUGCAGCAGCGACAUCCCGGAACGACGCGGUUAUGGUCCGCAAGGGUAUCCGCGCUAUGGAGUUGCUGAGUCAAUUGCAGGAGCUGCGGGUCAUAGACAAGUCCGACCAGUUCAGCCUGUUGCGAGAUGAGGUUGAGCAAGAACUACAGCAUCUUGGAUCUCUCAAGGACGCGGUCCUGGUGGAGACCUCCAAGCUUGACGAGGUCUACAAGACGAUCCGCGACCACAACACCUACCUGGUCGGUCAGCUGGAGACGUACAAGAGCUAUCUACACAACGUCCGCAGCCAGAGUGAGGGCACACGGCGGAAACAGCAGAAGCAACAGGUUCUCGGCCCAUACAAAUUCACCCACCAGCAAUUGGAGAAAGAAGGCGUCAUCCAGAAGAGCAACGUGCCAGAUAACAGGCGGGCGAACAUAUACUUCAACUUCACGAGCCCCUUACCGGGGACUUUUGUCAUUUCUUUGCACUACAAGGGGCGUAACCGCGGCCUCUUGGAGCUCGAUCUCAAGCUCGAUGAUCUUUUGGAAAUGCAGAAGGACGGACAGGACGAGCUGGACCUCGAGUACGUCCAGUUCAACGUGCCAAAGGUCCUUGCCCUUCUGAACAAGCGGUUUGCUCGGAAGAAGGGCUGGUAAAUAAUAGAUUGUCACACGUGCAUUCAGCGUUGUGUGCAUUCUUAGAGAGCGGAGGCGAGCGUUGGGUCACCGGCAGUGGCCUACUUCCUCUUCACAACACCAUCUCACGAUCGAUCAUUCUGCCUUCUCAACAUACAUCAUGUAUCGCCUAAGGGACUGUCGGCGUUUUGGAGCCGGCGUGCACGUUUAUACUCCUUGAUACCACCGCCUAUUUGCGCAACACCGUCUUUCAGGUCGCCCACCUACCUACUACACACCUCUUCACCUCUGCCGUCUAUAUAUCCCCAGCCGACACAAUCGGUUCACACUCUGCCUGCUCCCCCCAUCCUGGGGGCGUCACAUUGACGGGCACAUCCUCUAUCAAUAUCUAAUUCUCUUGGUGCGGCGUCCUUUUCGUCCGUGGCGAUAUUUUGAAACCCACAUGUUUCUGUCAUGCGUUUCCAUUCGGCUCUGUUGUUAUAGGACACACAUUAAUGGUGGCUGGCUAUGCUUCGGCUGGACCGGCGGCUUUUUGGCUUGGCUACACCGGAGGGGGAUGGAUGGGGUGGAAGGAAGGGGCGUCUUUAUUUGCUGUUACUCCUCCUGAGUGGUUACGCUUUGCGAGACAUGGAGGAAGAAGGGAUAGGCGAGGGAUAUUUUGGUCAACCUCUGCUUUUUUUGUUAUCAUUCAUGGGUGGAAUAUUUUCUCCUCAGGGGAUGGAAAGUUCCGGGGAGGGGCGUGAAGGGUUAUUUUUGACUGGGAAAAACGCCUGGCCAUGGAUGGGCGGGCACAAGGACACGAGAAUGAUUUGUGCUUCUCUUUUUUUUUUUAUUAUCCAUGCCUGUUGCUUUGCACACUUUUUUUUGGUUCCCACACCUGUUUUCUGCGUCUUGUUGUUUUUUCUCCCCCUUCUCUUGGAAUGGAGGACAGAGACGGACAGAGACGGACGAAUUUUUUGGCUCACGUUUUUCUUCUUCUUUGCUACCACUCUACUUCAUGUGUAUGCUGCCCAUGGUAUAGAUGAGACAAACAUGGAAUUUGAUGCUGUGAAAUCACCUUUUUUGCUCCUCUCUCUCUCGGCCCUUGAUAGGUUUUUGGGCGAGUGAGUUUCCUCUUGGGGUGUGGGAAUGAAUGAUCCGCUUGAUGAGCAUUUCCGGGCUGGCUGGCCUGCUGCCUGGCUAAGUAGGUGCUCUGUCACUUUGGUGGGAGGACUCAUGGAACGGACGCGUGAGGAGAUUAUUGUCGUGGGUUAUGGUGAUGGGAUUCUAUGUGACAUGUGUGUAACUGUCUGGGACUUGCUUGCUUGCCUCGUAUUAGAGCUCUGGAUGACGUCCCGGAUAUGCUAGGUGUGAGUGAAGUGUGUGAUUAUGAUGUAGUGAGUGAGUGAGUGAGUGAGACCCUCGCUCGGCCGUGGCUAUCGGUCGGUCCAGGCACACAACACACACACAAACACACACGCCCCGCCCCGUCUUGUCCAUCUGCCUUGAAGACUCAUCAACUCAUUGGGAACGGGUUGGGUAGGCAGGUGGGCAGGCAGGCAGGUAGGUAGGUUGAAUCCACUCCUCCCCUCACUUCUUCGAAAAGACUGGCUGCUGUAUCGUAUCGUAGCUCCCGUCGUGUACUUGCGUCCCCCCCCCCCCCGGUGUGCUUGGGGGGGGGGGGGCAGGCGGUUCGGCUUGUUUCCUGCUCUGUUUUCUGCCUUGCCUCCCCGGAGAUGAGGGUGGUGGAGGUGUUGGUUUUUCUUGUAUCUUCCUGCCCCUUUGCCCCAAGUUUCCAGUCUCCAGUCUCCAGCCCCCGCCCCGCCCGCUUUCCAGUGUUGUAUACCUCUCUAUAUAUCUAUAUAGAGAGAGGGUUUUAUGAGCGGGCUGGCGGAAUGGUUGUCCCCCCGGGGUGGGGGGGGGGACAGGGACGUCCUCGUUUAUCUGCCGCUCUAAAUGAUGGAAUUCUUGAUUCUGGUAAGAUCAGGGGAGAGAAGGGAAGGGGGAUGUGCUGGAGCGACUUUUGUUUUCUUCCUCGCCUGCAGCGGGGCAGGCGGCGCGAGACGGCUUGGGGACGGAGUGGGUGAGUUGGGCCCGUUGGGUGAGUGAGUGAGAUUUGGAAGGGGGCCAGGUGUGUCUCUCUGUCUGGUCCCUUCGCAGCAUCGCGGGCAUCGGGACAGAUUGGGGGGAGGGGGGUUCCAACGGGUGCCAUUUAUUGCGGCAGGUGGUCGAUAUCGGGUCAACGUUGCUGAAUGGACAGUCCGGACAGACGGUGGCUGAGAUCAGGCGGGCACAGAGGCAGGUUAGGUCUGCAGCUGUGAUCUAUCUGUCUCUGGAGUGUGGUUCAUCAUCCAUUCAUUACAUUCAUUCCCGCCUCCUUCCUGCCCUUCCCUUUGUAAACAAACCAACAAGGGCACGCCCGUCGACUGGUUCGCAACCAUGUGGCAGGGUGUGGUGUGCCAGAUAGAUAGAUCCCCGGGUUGCUUUUGGGUGAUGUAGUUCAAGCUGUCCUGGAAAAGUCCGUGUGCGUGCCGUAACAACCCAGGGCUUGAUGCUCUCCCCAGGCGAUACAUGUACUUGUGUUCUUCUUCUCCCUCCGUCUCCCUUCCCGUACUGCCUCAUUAUCCCCGCAAAUGGAAUUCUAUCCAUACCUGCUGCGCCACAACACCCACCCCCCGGGCCGAGAGGAGGUGCCGUUGGAGCUGGGUGAGAUCCUAACACCGGCUUUGUGUUUCCCCCAUGUUUUCUGGUGCCUUUUGCUUCCGAGAUGUUUUCACCCAAUUGCCUUCUUUGGCUCUCACCCCAAGGCUCAUCCUGACGGCAAAUACAGUGCCGUGGUGCCGCGGUGGUCGUCGUGCUGGAGGAGCCACUCCCCCGAUCUCUUGGCCGGCAGCCACUCUGAAGGCCCUCUUUCCGAGCUGCCCGACUGAUUGGGGGUCUUACUUAACACACGGGGCUGAGUGGAGCACCCCCGUGUCGUCCAUCACCCGACUUUCUCGUUGAAAUCGACCGUCUUGAUUGGUAGGGCCAGGAGUCCAGACUCGAUUACCACUUCUGAUCAGGUGAGUGGUCCUCAGGCCAACCCACACCGGCCUCAGCCAUGAUUUCCGGUGACCAUGAUCCCUUUUCAAGAGGCGCGGGCUCAAGCGUCGUAACCGACCAGACACGCACCACGGGGCAGAGUUCCAGCAAGGUUUCAUCCAAACCCCAUAACGUCCCAGCCGCACCCGCUCACCUCCCCUGGAACUUCUCCUUCCACCCGCCCUUCUCGAACAACCACAGCGCCUCGAUGGCAUACGACCUGCUGCCCCUGUGGCCCUGGCCCUCGGGGACCUCGGCGGCCUCGAGCAGGCUCUCGACGACCUUGGCCUCCUGGCAGGUCCGCCAGAUGCCCCUUGCCAGGUCCGCCGCACCAGCAUCCCCGCCACCGCCGCCCCACUCCCCGAGCCCCAGCCGGAACAGGAUCCUCCCCAGCGCCUGGAAGGCGACGCACCGCUGCGCGGGGACGGCGCUGCGCGCCAGGAUCCCGAGCUCGCCGACCGUGUAGCCGGCGGCCUCGGGGGCCAGGCCGUGGUGGUGGAGGCCCUUGGUGACGGGGAUGCGGCGCGACUCCGAGGGCGGCAGGAGGCGGCCCUUGAAGUCGAAGCGCAGGGCGUCGACGGCCAGCGUCGCCUGGCCCGGGUAGUAGGGGGACUCCUGGUCGGCGGCGGAACCCGGGGUCGGGAUCGGCGCCAUCCAGGCGAGCCGGGUCGGGUCGGCGGGCAGGUUGGGGAAGUAUUUUGAGUGCAGCGUCUCGAGGAAGUCCGGGUCGGAUGGGUCGAGGUCGGGGAGGGGCUUUGGGUGGGGGAAGUGCGUCGUGUUCGCGGCCAGGGAGUCGGCGGGUCCUGCUGGUGUGGUUCGCGAUGGCGGUGGGGGAGGCUCGGAGCUCGGGUCGAAGAGGAGGGCGGCUGGUGGCUCUGGGGGCGGGGCGUCCUCGUCGAAGUGGACUGUCUUCUUGAUCUGCUUCUCCGUCUUCUCCUUGGGCGCGGGGGCAGGCGCAGUCGUGUCGUCUACGGCGAUCGCUGGGGCGCCCUCGGGUUUCGCGGCCUUGCGGUUGUCGUCGUCGUCUGUGGGGGGUUCGUCAAACGGCGAGGGCGCGGCGGGCUCGUCGAGGUUGGCCCUCCUGAGGAGCAUCUGGACGAUGCUCGGGUCGAGGCGGCCCAGGAGCUCCUGGCGCUCCUCUGCUAUCUGCUCGGGCGACAUGGACGCCAGCAGCUCCCGGUUCUCGCGGUCGAUGGCGGCCUGCUCCGUGCUCGCCGCGCCCUGUGGGCGGGCCGGCCGUGUCGACCCUGUCGGGGCAUCCUGGGGGCCGGGGGCACCGGCGUCGGGGGCCUGGCGCUGUUUCUUGAAGGCUGAUACUCGUGUGCGCUUCUUGUGCUCGGGGAAGCCGGUGGUUGUGGACUUGGGCUGGGGGAAGCUGGGCGGCUUGACUGAGCCGACCUCCUUCUCUUUGAUGUCGAGUGAGAAGUCCAUGUUGAAAGUUGAGGGGGGCCCAGUCAAAUAAUCAUGAGGAGAGAGAAACCUGUGGCUUGUACCACCUGCGAGGAGGCGUGUCGGUUCGUUUGUAUGUAGGCAUCUGCAGGUACUUGGAGAUGGAUUAGAUAGCCAUGAUUUUUU
Molecule: messenger RNA, 8403 nt
Organism: Diaporthe batatas
Lineage: Eukaryota; Fungi; Ascomycota; Sordariomycetes; Diaporthales; Diaporthaceae
Exons: 4
Coding region: 1450-3789 (779 amino acids)
Biological process (GO): regulation of GTPase activity; regulation of actin cytoskeleton organization
Cellular component (GO): cell cortex
Molecular function (GO): GTPase activator activity; protein binding
Source: RefSeq, a predicted model, not a curated record